AUGGCUGUCGACGGAUACGAGAAGCGCGAGAUCGAGGCCGCCGCAUCAGAGUACGUCCCCGGCUCGGUCGAGGAGAAGCGCCUCGUCCGCAAGAUCGACCUGCAUCUUCUGCCCACACUCUGGGUGAUGUACAUCCUCAAUUAUCUUGACCGCACAAACAUCGGUAACGCCAAAGUCGGCGCCGACCACGGCGGCUUCGAGCAGGACUGGAACCUCUCGUCAGCCGACUACUCGCUCGUGCUCUCCAUCUUCUUCGUCGGUUACCUUCUCUGGGAAGUGCCGAGCAACAUGAUGCUCGCGCGCUCCAAGCCCUCCAUCUUCCUUCCCACCAUUAUGUUCAUCUGGGGCGCCAUGUCCGUCGGAGCCAAGGGCAUGACUGGUCUCGGUGGCAUGGUUGCUUUCCGCUUCGUUCUCGGCCUUGUCGAGGCUGGCUUCUUCCCUGGUGUCAUGCUCCUCAUGUCUUGCUGGUACAAGCCUGAGGAGCUGUCGAAGCGCAUUGCCAUGUUCUACACCGCGUCCCUCGUGGCGGGCGCCUUCGGUGGCCUCCUGUCUUUCGGUAUUAUGGACGGCCUCGAGGGCAAGGGCAACACGCGCGGCUGGAAGUGGCUCUUCAUCAUCGAGGGUCUCAUCACCGUCGUUGUUGCCUGCUUUGCCUUCUUCAUCCUCCCCAACUACCCUCUCACCACCAAGUGGCUUUCCGACGACGAGAAGCGUCUCGCUACCGGCCGUCUCCUUGCCUCAGCGCGCGGCACCACCGAGGACGAGGAGGAGCACAUCAGCCACUGGCAGGCCUUCAAGCUCGCGUGCAAGGAUCCCAAGACUUGGGUGUUCGUGCUUAUCUACAACCUCCUCAACAUGGUCGGCACCAUCUCCUACUUCUUCCCCACGCUCCUCGGCUCCAUGGGCUACAAGGGCAACAUGCGCCAGCUCAUGACGGUCCCCAUCUACGUGGUCGCCCUCAUCAUCUCGGUCACUCUCGGCUUCGUAGCGGACAAGACGCGCCAGAAGGCCUAUGUCGUGGCCGGCGGCGCCACGCUCGCGACUGUGUCCUUCGUCCUUGUCGCAGCCGUUCCCAACGAUAAGGUCAAGUACACGUUCCUCUGCUUCGGCGGCGGCGGCGUGUGGACGUGCGUCCCCGUCUUCCUCUCGUGGAUGGUCACCAUGUUCGACGGCCGUGAGAAGCGUGCCGUUUGCAUCGCCCUCAUCAACGGUUUCGGCAACACCGCCUCGAUCUACGGAUCGUUCUUCUGGCCUUCGCACACCAAGCCCAAGUACAUUAUGGGCUUCAGCCUUACGACGGCGUUCUCUGGCGUUGCUCUCAUCGCCGUCCUCUGCGCAAAGUACUUCUUCGGCGAUAAGGGCGUGGCGCGGACCUCGUAA
Cutaneotrichosporon oleaginosum is the source of this 1380-nucleotide messenger RNA. RefSeq lists its product as uncharacterized. Gene Ontology annotation, cellular component: membrane. Gene Ontology annotation, biological process: transmembrane transport. Gene Ontology annotation, molecular function: transmembrane transporter activity. The record is from RefSeq and is a predicted model, not a curated record. Lineage: Eukaryota; Fungi; Basidiomycota; Tremellomycetes; Trichosporonales; Trichosporonaceae.